GCUCUUGGCAUUGCACGCAUUCAACAGAUUUUGCCAAAUCUUUACCUCUCAUUAGGGUUUCUCAAUUUCCGCGGCUGACGUACGACAACCGCAGGGACGGACCUUGAAGAUUACGCGCAAAUCUUUCCUGGACUUCUCUUGUCUGUCGAUAUCGGUGCUUUUUCGAUCUUGAAUUAUCCGUUUGAGGUUUUUAAUCGGUUGAUUAGGUGAAGGAUGCCGCCGAAAACGACGAGGAGAACCGCAGCGGGGCCGGGGAGCAAGCGAGCUGCGCGGGGACGAGGAGCGAGGGCGCAGGCUCGGAUCCACUUGGAGGAACCGAAAGUGGAGGAGGAAGAUAGUCGUGUUGCGGAAGGGGAGAAAGUCGAGGAAGAAAAGGCACCGUUUGUUGAGGAGGAGAUCGAACCCGAGGAAAGGGUGAAGACGCCGGAGAAAUUGGGGGCAGAAAAGGACGAUGCUUCAGCGAAGAACUUUGAUGCAAAAGAAUCAAUAGAUGAGUUUGAAAAAGAUGAACGAUUAGACUUGGAGGAUAAUGAUGCUGAAUAUGAAACUGAAGAUUAUGGUGCUCCUUAUUAUGAUGAGAAGGAAAUUGGGCCGGAUCCUCGGCGAAAAGGAGGUGAUGUAAUAGAAGAGGAUCCUGAUGAAGUUGAUGUUGAUGAGGAAGAGGGAAAUGUGGUUGAAGAAGAAAUUGAAGGCGUGCCUGAAGACCUUGAGCAGGAGGAAGAUGAUCAGCAUGCAGGGCAGGACCAUACUGAGAUGGCUGAUGUUGCUGAGGAAGAGGAACACCAUGAUGUUGUUAAAGAACGACGCAAGCGGAAGGAGUAUGAAGUUUUUGUUGGUGGGUUAGAUAAGGAUGCUACUGAGAGCGAUCUGAGGAAAGUUUUCAGUGAAGUUGGUGAAGUUACUGAAGUCAGACUAAUGAUGAACCCUCAGACAAAGAAAAACAAGGGUUUCGCAUUUUUGCGAUUUGCAACUGUGGAGCAAGCAAAAAGAGCUUGUUCUGAACUGAAAAACCCAGUGGUUCAUGGAAAGCAGUGUGGAGUUACCCCGAGCCAGGACAGUGAUACUCUAUUUUUAGGUAACAUAUGCAGGACAUGGACAAAAGAAGCUUUGAAGGACAAGUUGAAGCAUUAUGGCAUUGGGAAUAUUGAGGAUCUGACAUUGGUUGAAGAUAGUAACAAUGUGGGAAUGAAUCGAGGCUUUGCUUUCUUAGAGUUUUCCUCAAGAUCUGAUGCCAUGGAUGCUUUUAAGCGUCUACAGAAGCGGGAUGUAGUCUUUGGAGUGGAUAGGCCUGCUAAGGUUUCCUUUGCAGAUUCAUUCAUUGAUCCUGGUGACGAAAUCAUGGCCCAGGUAAAAACUGUAUUUGUGGAUGGCAUUUCUGCUGCUUGGGAUGAGGAAGAUGUUAAGGAUCUUCUCAAAAAAUAUGGGGAGAUUGAAAAGGUUGAGCUUGCUCGCAAUAUGCCAUCUGCGAGGAGAAAGGAUUUUGGAUUUGUUACCUUUGAUACCCAUGAUGCUGCUGUGAUAUGUGCUAAAAGCAUCAAUAAUGAGGAGUUGGGUGAAGGGAAUCACAAGGCUAAAGUUAGGGCAAGAUUGUCUAGACCACUUCAGAGAGGCAAGGGAAAACAUGCUGCUCGUGGAGAUUUUCGGCCUCCACGUGGGUCAGUUCGAGAUGUUAGGAGCUCAUGGAGUCGUCCUGCGCCACGUAGUGUACCUGUUCGUGGUCCUAGAGGAAUUGGGUCACGACUCCCUCCUGUUGAUGAACAUGGAUUCAAAAGAUCAGCAGCUGUUCGAGAUAGAAGAACAGUUAUGGAUGUUCCUCCUCCAAGGAGCAGGCCUGUUGCACCCUUGCCGAGGUCCUAUGAUAGGAGACCCCCACCUGUUCCUUCAUACCCCAAGAGUGGCUUUAAGAGAGAUUAUGGCCAUCGUGAAGAUUUUCACCCUAGAAGUAGAACUGUGAUAGACUAUGAUACUAGAAUGACUUCUGAUAGACGCCCACCUUAUCGAGAUGAGUAUUCUCGUGGAUCUGGUUACCCGGAUUUACCCAGAGGUGGUGCGCCAAGAUCUAAUUCUAGAAGAGCUUAUGUUGAUGAUAGCUAUAGUCAGAGGUAUGAAAGGCCACCUCCGACUUACCGCGAGGGACGCCCGCGUGACUAUGAUUCUAUGUCUGGUUCCAAACGUCCUUAUGCUGCUGUGGAUGAUGCACCUCCACGGUAUUCUGAUGCUGGAGUUCGUCAUUCUCGUGCUCGGUUGGAGUAUGACCUUGGUAGCAGUUCUGCACAUUAUGGAGAUGCUUACGGUGACAGGCUUGGGAGAUCAAACCUUGGAUAUGGUGGAAGUCGAAGCUCUUUGUCCAGCCAAGAUUCACAUGGUCUAUAUAGUAGUCGGCAGGGUAUGGGUUACAGUGGAGGUUCUUACAGUAGCAGUGAUGUUGGCGGGAUGUAUUCAUCAAGUUAUGGUGGUGAUUAUAUGCCUCGUGGGGGUGAUGUUGGUGGUAGCUCCUACUCAUCACUCUAUCCUGGACGUGGUUUAGGAGGUAUGGGAAGUGGUGGUUCUGGGUCAUAUUAUUGAGAUUGGAAUUGGGAAGAAGCUGCUCUAGGAUGUUGGUUAUUCGAAGUUGGAUAUUAAUGCUUGCCUUUCCCGAUGGAGCAUUUAAUUUGGAUAUGGAAAACCCCAUGUAUCGAGAGACUGAAACUCUGGGACAGAUUUUUGGUGCUUUGAUGUACCAAACUUUUUAAAGGAUGUAUGUUGGAUUUUAUCACCCUCUUUUUAUAUGCUGUAAGGUCACUGAGAUUUUCAGAACACAAAGGAGACAUCUUCAGCAUGUGAUGUUUUAAUAACAUUUGUGUGUUUUGAUGACUGCUGCUUAUUAUUUCAAGUGAAAGAUGUGGAAAGUAAACUUUUUUCUGUCUGGAAGGUAACACUCUGGAGAAGUUCAGAGGUGUUUGAUCCGUGGCAUUGGGCGCCACAAACUUUGGUUGAGCUAGAUCUAGUUUUGCAUUAUGUUUAUAUGGUUCCAAUCUGUUUGUGAUCUACGCCAGAUGAUUUUCUUUCAAGUUUUGUGUUUCUGGAGUAUUAUAAUUUGGAAAUGGUGACAGUUGGUUUGUUGAAGAUGUUGUCUAUUCUCCAAAAGUUGGAAGUUUACAUUUUUAUGGUUAAUUAUCAGCGGGGCGAACCAUUACUCAGAAACAAGUUGUCCACUUUAGAAGCUGCUUUCAUUUCCUUUAUCAGAAUUGACAUGAAACUUUUUAAGAUGGUAUUAUUCUUUGUUGGGCACGGUUUCGGAGAUUAAGUAUCUACUUGAGUUCUCUAAACUCUUUGGUUGAUGGUGUUUGUUGUAAAAAAACUACUAGCUUAUGUUUGGAAGAAACCCAAAAACUGAGUUCUCCUCGCUGGAAACCUAGCCUAACUCGUGCAAGUAUCGUAUUUGCCUUGUUGUGGUUAAGUUUAUUGGUUGGUUACCAUUUUGUUUUUUGGAUCCUUAUUGGACUGAUUUGUUGAAGUGACCUUCCUGGAAUCAUGAUUUUUGCGUAGUUUUGAGUAAUGGGUUUAGUCCAACACUCUUAAAGGAGCUUUUGUUUUCUAUAUUUUUUAAUCGGAGUUGUGGACAUUGCUUUAAACAUGGUUGCCAUUAGGUUAGUAUGAUCAUAAGAACUGAAACGCAUGAGAGAGAUUUCUCAAAUUAGGCUCUAGACUGUUGGUAUUACUCGGUGUUAUAAUGUCAUUUGAGUUUCUUUUGACGAGAGAUCACUGAAGGUACUCUCAUCAUUAGAUAUAUGUUGAUGUAUUGUGUCUAAUAGUUGGAUUCUUGGACAAUUACUUGCUAUAUAUCUAAAUAUACUGCCUAGAAGAUUAGAAUUACGGCACAAAGGAGGAAUUAGAAAAAUGGUUGGUGAUGCUCUGCUGCUGCUGAAUUGGGAAAAGUGUGAUCUUGCAAUGCAUUAUUAUUCUAUUGCUAGGUAUGUUGCGUCGAAAACAAGACUUGAAUUACUUGAUUCUGUUAGGUUACUCAAGGCCUGAGAGAUGUGACAUUAACAUUUUAUAGUAGGCUUCAUCUGAUCUUUUAAACUAGCAAAACUUUGAUGAGGUGCUUCUAGAAGUUGCGUGUGUGGGUCGAUGUUGGAUGGUUUAGUGCAGGGAUAUUGUUCGUGAGUCUUGUAGUAUGUACUUGGGAUGGCAAUGUUUUCCCUAUUCUGUCGGUUGGGGCGUUUGUUGUUUGGUUAUACCGGAGAUGGAACUCAAGGUGGGUGGAGUAGUUUGUAGGUCACUUGUUCAUGGAAGUAGAAUUGCUAUGUCAAAUAAUCUGAUCCUUUUUUUUUUUCUUAAAAAAAUAGAAAUUAUUUGAUUUUGAGAAUGUUUUCGAUUCAUUUUUUUGGGGGGGCUAAAAUGAUAACAUAUCUUCACGCUAGAAUGGUAUCGUAUUUUUGGCUUUGUUAAGCAUUUUCUGUGGCAGCGAAGAAUGCUGCCUUUAAUGUAGUCUGCAUGUUUUGUUUGGUUGAUUAAUUUCAUUGGAAAACCAUAUUGUAUGUCCUGAGACAAUUUUAAUCUAAAUGUUUGUAACA
Molecule: messenger RNA, 4556 nt
Organism: Andrographis paniculata
Lineage: Eukaryota; Viridiplantae; Streptophyta; Magnoliopsida; Lamiales; Acanthaceae
Exons: 12
Coding region: 214-2565 (783 amino acids)
Cellular component (GO): nucleus
Molecular function (GO): mRNA binding
Source: RefSeq, a predicted model, not a curated record